Athalia rosae (coleseed sawfly) is the source of this 7596-nucleotide messenger RNA. RefSeq names its product protein sprint (gene spri). Gene Ontology annotation, biological process: vesicle-mediated transport; signal transduction. The transcript is spliced from 16 exons. NCBI's taxonomy places the organism in Eukaryota, Metazoa, Arthropoda, Insecta, Hymenoptera, Athaliidae. Gene Ontology annotation, molecular function: small GTPase binding; guanyl-nucleotide exchange factor activity. The coding region runs from base 1756 to 5853 and encodes 1365 amino acids. The record is from RefSeq and is a predicted model, not a curated record. Gene Ontology annotation, cellular component: cytosol; endocytic vesicle.
UUAUAAUGUGUAAGAAGCCAGUUCAUUCGCGACCGUUCAGCGAGCAAGACAUUCGAAUUGCUUUGUCUCGCGAGUCCCUAUCUAUAAAUACAACCCGAUCUGAUCAGAAACCCCGUUUUGUACUCAGGAUCCCCUGAGGAAUUUUCAACUUUUGCCGAUAAUUUCAUGUACGCGUACCAAAUCCACCUCAAAGUUCUCAUCGGAGGGAGUAUACCACUUGUGUAACGAAAAACUAAUUUAUACAACAAAAAAGAACUUCUUUUUUUUCUCGAAGUUAAUCGACCGAGAUCAAAAUUUCAUACGAAGCCGUGAUCGAAUGAAUAUUUCUCACGGAUUUUUUCAUUUUUUUUUUUUUAUUUUUUUUAUUUUUAGUUCGUGAGAUUACGGCGAUGAAAAUGAUGUAAUAAAAUUGAUCAAAAAUCAAGUUGCAGCGAUUAAAUGUUGUGAGAAUAAAACCGGUAGAAACUCGUGACAGUUGAGAUAUCCAUAAUACGUGCGCGUUCUCCUCAUGUACCUUAUUAAAUCCGAAGAUAACGGUUUCCUCGAUUUAAUACCGAGAUAAAGAACGAUAACGCAUCUAAUUUUUGUAAUGAUAUAAUAUCGUUAAACGCAAACGAACACUGCCCACGAUUCAAUCGAAGCGUGACGAAAUCGUUUGAGAAUUUACCGUCGCGAAUUAUAUCGUUUCGUUCAAAGUAUUGAGAGGAAAAAAAUAAAUAAAAUAAACCCACCGAAUUCCACGUGCACAUACGAAUCGGUGCAUCCUGAAUAAGUAAUAAAUAAAAAUAAAUUAACGAUGCACGUGCAGUGACGCAAUAAUGACAAUAUCAAUAAUAAUAACGACGACACAUCAGUCUCGAGUGUUGAGAUAAUUUCGCGAAUUUUUUUGUAUCUUUUUUCUCUCAUACGCGUGAGGUACAACGUUGUACGUGCAACACCUUCUUCGCGCGUUUCCGUCACGUUAAAAGUUUAACAAAAAUAUACGCCAUAACUUUCUCCUCGAUGGUUUAUCGCAAUCGAAAGUGUAACCGAGGUGAUGAUACAUCGCGCGUUGCAUCGUUACCCGGACGAUAGAAACGAAAAGGAGUGUUGAAAAUAAUUGAAAUUUGUGUGUCUGGCGAUAGUGAUAAAAAAUUUGUAAAUCGCAGUAAUUGAAAUGGUCAAUCGUUUCAUCGAUGAUGUAUCAUCGAGGGAUGCGGCGAUAAAAUAAAUAUUGAUAAUACGGCGUUGUACAGCUGCGGCGUUGUAAUGUAUGUACAUAUGAAACGAGGGAGGGAGAUGGUGGGAAAAUUUGUUUUUAUAAAUACAAAAUCUAAAAAUGAACUCUAAAUAUAAACGGCGAAAUUUUCGAGCACCGGCAGUAGACAGUUCGCUCUUUUCUAUUUGCACAGUUUUACCUCGACUGGUUCGUCCACAUGUGAUCUCCGAUUUAUGCGAAACUUCUCGGUUACUACCGUACGUUUACCAUCUCCAGUUACACUCGCGGUGAUUCACCUCCGAAGCCCUCCCCUCGCCAAGGUAUGACAAGUAAGCGCGUCGCACGUAUCCCGCAAGUGCAACGCGCAACUUAACAAUUUUACAACGCUCGAAACCGCGUCGUGUAACUCGACAUUUUAUCCUCCCCCCCCCCUUGAUUUUUUUUUUUUUUUUCACACUCUUCUUCGUUACCUUUUCAACCCCACGUAAACGAGCGCGUGCGACGAAGGAGACGGACAAACGGUCGAUACGCGCGUGUAAUUGGAAAUAUAUCGCACGAUGCUGAUCACCAAGUACACGACGAUUCUGCUCCAGUCGACGAAUCAGCACAUCAUCAGGAGUGACGUAUUCCUGGAGCCCUAUUUACAACAGCAUGGUACCGUGCAGGUCAUCAAUUCACCGAGUACUCCGCCCCCGCUACCUGUUCCGUUGCAACAUCGUCAGCUUGCGCAACUACAUCACGUACAGAGCGAAGAAUCGCUGUCAUCCGAAGGUUCCGGCAGCACGGGGAGUUCGGCCGGUUCUUCCGAACAUUCGGGAAGCGAAGUUGCUUGCGACAUAACCCUGAUCGAAAGACUCAUUCGUUCGCAUCCAAUAUGGUUUCUUCCAGGCAUUCAGAGGGCUGGGGCAUUCCACUUGUUGCAAGGAAAAGAAGAGGGUAAUUUCGUCGUUCGACAAUCGAGUCAAAGCGACACAAUGGCUUUGUCGGUAAGACUACCCUCGGGCAAAGGUCCCUACAUCGAGCACUAUUUGAUUCAAGCCAACAGAGGCCAGCUUAGCUUGGAAACCAGCGAGAAUAGAUUCGACAAUAUACCCUCGCUGAUAGCGCAUUAUUCCCAAUGCUGCAGUGACGAGUUACCUGUGCAACUUACCUUGCCGAGGGCAAUGCGCGAUGCUAAAAAUAGACAACAACUUUCGUCCCUUGCUCUUUUGGGACAGGAAUUUUGGCGAUACCCAAUGGCCAACCCAAAACCACCCGAAAGUAGUAGCAGCAAUACGUCCAGUUUGAGCAGCUUUCACGGUGGAAACAACAACAAUUCCAAUACACCAACGACGGAAAGUAUAGUUCUGAAUCUUGCGCCAAUUUCAGCACAUACUACGGCAAAUUCGUCGCCGACGAGUACGAUAGCGACAUCGUCGUUUCAAUCGUCGUUACCCAGGCAGCCGAGACCAACACCUCCUAACACGUUGAAUUUGACGACUUUCAACGAGCCGUUAGACACGAAAAAAGAAAAAGUUGAAAAAAUUUCUCCGGGCGAAAAAUUAUCUCAGAAAUUAAUCUCUCCAAAUUUGGUCCAAAGUGUGAGGUGUCCUUCACCUGUAGUUCACAACGUACAAAACAACGUUCUCAGCCCUGCUGAUACGAAGGGCACUUUCGAGUCCACAAAACAUACCUUCGAAUCUUCAAAAAGUAUAACGGAGUUUUCGAAAAAUAAUAAAUUCUCUUCGACCACAUCGUCAAACUCAAACUUUCAUCAGAAUAUAUCGCAAUUCAAUCAUUUUUCUAACGCAAACUCUCCGGUGUUACCGGAAGUAAAAGGCGUCGUUCUGGAAAGUCAAAAUCUCAUUCAAACCGUAAAAACGCCUCCACCUCCACCUCCGAGAUGGGCUAAACCCGGGAUUAGUCAGAGCCAGAAUAACUUUACAGUCACAACCACGGUCACUUUUAAUGUCAACCAGAACUCCGAUCUAGACACAUCAUUGCAAAAGACUCCAUCGGAUCCAAGCAUGUCUUUGCUGAGUCCUCAGAGUAUGAAUUCUAACAAAUCUUUAACGUCGAGCGUCUCUAACAAGUCUCCGCUAUCUCCAACAACUCCGAUACUUUCUCCUAGCUCAAAAAUCGUAUCGAGCAUAGGGUCAAAAACGCCGAAUAUUCUUUCGCCAACGACACCUUCUGGGACAAGUAAAUCGAAAAGAAGACGAGAUCGAGAAGCUAGAAAGAAUUCACAGCAUUAUCAGGAAUCCGACAUCUUAGAUUCCUAUUACAGAAGCUCACCGGGGGACAAAAUAUCCGAUUACGAAGAUAUCUGGAACACAACCGACCAGUCCAAUCACUCGACCUGGUCUCCUAACGAAAAAACCGGACGUAAUGAAAAAGUAACCAGUCCCAAUGAUCGGUUGAUCAACUCCAAUGAACGGGCUAAUGUACAAGAGCGAUUAGCGGACCUGAACGAGCGAUGCCCUCCUAGCGAGAGGUUGACGGGAAACGAGAAAUUUGUAAUGAGAAAUGAAAAGUUUUGUGGAAACACGGAAAAAUUCAGCUACAAAGAAAUAACCAGUCCUGAAUUCAGUAGUUUCAAACCAUUCUUGGAUAAUCCUGGCUUAAAGAGUCCGGAUUCGGGUUCGCCGGAAGAAAACGGAAUGGGCAAAAGACCAGAUCUACUCUCCAGAGUCUGCAGUGCUAACUCUCUGAGUAGCCCAAACACAACGACACCUCCGAGGAAUAAGCUUGGUUUAAUACUUGCUAAGUCCGAGAGCAGCAGUCCUAUGACACCAGAGUCUAAACAAGGCAGUCCGUUCUAUGCCGAACCUGCUGAUGCGAUAGCUCAAAGCACAGCGAUGGUCCCGAGAAGACGUCCAAGAAAUAAUCCUGUAUCGAGCAAGUAUCGUCACAGUGAACCAGGUUGGCUCCAAACACCUGUCGGGCCAAACGCAAAUCAACUACAUCCGAUCGAUUGGGAUGACUCUGAAGAAGCUGAAGAUAAAACACCAUUGAUAUCAUCUUCUGUGGACAAUUUAGCAAAGCGCCUGGGCGUCAGAGAAAUUAAAAAAAUUCCACGAGCAAAGCCGGUCCAACCGCCAAAAGUCAGGACUAAAAUGUUCAAUGAUACCUCAUGGGCUGUUGAUUCUAGCUGGGAAUUUAUCGGAAACGAAGAGGAAGAUUGCGAACCUGAUUACGAUUGUGAUGUUGACUACGAUGGAGAGAUGGCUAGAAAAUUUCCGGACGAAGACAUCGAAAGGGACGUUGUUGGCAAUACUUUGACUGUUCAGAGUAUCAUACUUCAAAGGUACCCUGAGUUUCUGAAACCGCCAGACGCAAUGGAAACCCUUGGCAGUGAUCGGAAUUCGUCGUACGACAACGUAGAGAAGAGAAAUGAGAGAAACGAAACGCUCGACUCUCGGAAAUGUGGAGAUCUUCGCGCAUACGACCCUUCGGAAUGGGAAACGAUGAUCGAGACCGACGAAAGCGACGUUGAAAGAGUAAAACGAAACAAAAGCUUCAAGGAACGACUGGAUCCACUUUUAUCACCUCCCAGACUGCAAGCACUGAGAAAUCGGGAUACUGGAACAGGUUCAUCGAUCCGCUGUUACGCGUUGCAGCUAGCUGUCGAUAAAACCACGACGUUUUCGCAAAACAUCGAUAAUUUCAUCCAAUGUACAAAGGAAGGAAAGGAAGCCAGUCCGCAUAUUGUGAUGCGAAACAUGAGACAGUUCAUGUCCGGUAUGAAGAAUUACUUGGUAAAACACGGAGAAAGAGAAUUCGAAAAGGAAGUGGAGAAGGAAAGACUGAAACUGAAGCCAAAUGAAUUCCUGAAUCUUGAUGCUAUACUGGAGGGAGUGAUGAUGGGUCUUGUCGUCAGACCUCUCAGAGAACACGUUUAUAGACUUUUCGUAGAUCAUUAUGCAUCAACGGGAUCUUUACACACAUUGGCAGAUAGCAUUCAGCACGCUCAUGGAAAACACAUCCAGGAAUUGGGCGUUCGAGCAAAGAUCAUUCCACCAAGUGAUACAAGUUUAGAAAUCAUCUUGAAGUACAUUGACCGUUUACAAAAAGCAGAUUCUCCAUUGGAUAAAUUAGAAAAUCUUUUGGCAGCUAUUUCAGCAAUUUUCAACUCUGUGAAACAAUCUAAUUCGGGUCGACAUGUUACGUUAGGAGCUGACGACCUUCUACCAUUAUUAGUAUGGGUUUUGGUACGCGGCCGAGUAGUAGGGGCUGAAAUUGAAGCGGAAUAUAUGUGGGGCCUGUUACAUCCGUCUUUAUUGACUGGCGAGGGCGGUUAUUACCUAACGACAUUGUCCAGUGCUGUUCACGUCUUGAAAACUUUUAAAUCGAGUCAGGGAACUAUGUCUACAUUAAAUGGCUCUGGAACACCUGACUGCUCUUCAGUACUGAGGAUAUUGGUACCAGACGAGUUGCAUGGUUCAUUGAACACCCGAACAUUGCCCGUUCGACCGAAUAACAAUACUAGGGAGAUAUGCCGUAUUCUAGCACAUAAAAUCAGAUGCACAAAUCCACAAGAUUAUGGACUCUUCAAAUUAGUCCAAGGAGAGGAAACGUUACUUGGUGAUCACGAGUGUCCUCAAGAAUUAUCUCACUGCGUAUUUGCCUACAAACGAAUCGAUGCUAAGAUUGCCUGGCCAAAAACCAGUUCAUAAGUAAGAAUAAUGCAUAGGUCAUCGCAGACGUUUUAUUUAUGCAAUCGUGGAUUAUCCGAUUAUCUUCAUAAAUUUGAAUCGGAUUUAGAAAAUAUCUAAUAGAUAUUGACAAUGGUAAGUCUUUGUAAAAGACGUAAAUGGUAACCGAGAAGGUAUUUCUGAGCAACACUAUUAAUCGUAAUAGACGGUUGAAAUUUUAUAACAAUACAUACUUUUUCCCUUGUCUUGAUUGAAUGGAUCAUGACGAAGAUAAUUAUGAGGUUACAAACUUUUACGAAUGAAAAAAAAUCAACUUCGAAUGUAGUCUCAGAGUUCAACAAAAAAUUUUAUUCAAAUUACACUUGACACGAAUUUAGCCCAAAGUUUUUCAUUGCUAAUCUUGUUGGCUAAUGUAAAGCAGUAUUUAAGUAUUUCUGGAUAAUUAUUAUGAUGUUCCUCUAUUCAUCAUUGUUGGUGUUUCAAAAUUGAACUGUAGAAAUAAUUGCGGUGUGUCUUCAAAUCAUUCAUCUUUGCAGUUAGUUUUUUGUUUGAAACAAACAGUGACGUUUCCGUUUGAAAAUACGGAUCGUUAUAGUACUGCGAUAUUAAUAUAUUGCAUAUCUAAUUGUUGUAAAACGAUUUCUCUGUCAAAUGCUGUAACUUGCAUUCGUCACUGCCCGAGUGAUAAGUCUCUUGAACCUAAUGUGAUCCAACUCAUAUAAUCAAUCCACAAGACAUUGAUAAAUUAAGUCACUCAGUAUUCAAGAUUAGUUAAACAUCUACAAUAAUUAUAUUCAUAAUUAGCUUUAUCGAUACAACACUAGGACAAGAUUUGAAAUCAAAGAUUGGUGGGUCGAAGUUGAGGUAAAUACAUUAUACCCAUAUCCUGCGGAGUAGGUCAUGUUUUUUUACUUUACUUUCACAUUCAUGAAUCCAUAACAAAUUCAGAGACAUGAUAUUCUUAGCGAAUAUUGAGAAAAGGAUGUACGUGAUAAAACAUUGGUGUCGUUAUUUGUGCGUUCUAUAGUAUUAAUUGUUCAAUUGUUAUAAUCUCUGAUUGUACGCAUAUAUUUUCCAGUUAUGUAAGUUGAAUCAAUCAUUGCUAGAAGCUUGAGGGGUUGGACCACUAUACUUUGUUUCAAAGACUGUCCUAGGUGAUACAAUAUACAUUUUCUAUAACCAAGCAGAUUUAUAGCAAAUUUGGUAAAACAAACUUUAGAGUAGAAAACGAAAAGCUAGCAUAGACUCUAUUUUAAGUACUUUUAUGAAACUGAGCGAGUUAGAUAAGCGAACUGUAUUUUAUUAAGAACGAUAUUUAUUUUAACGUUGUAUACAUUUGUUUCUUGACAAAUUUAGAUGAUUACUGGUAGUAAUAAGUUUAAUACGGAUUCAACCAAGGCUGGCUUAAAAUUAAGGAAUAAUUGGUUAUAGGUAUAUUGCUGCCAUCCUCUCUCAUUGUAGAUGACUGGGUUCAGAUGUUUUUUGACAACACAUAUAUGGAUGUGUUCUAUUAUUGAUUUGAUAAAAACAAAUUGACAUUUCCGCUCAACAUCGCAAGCAAUCAUUCAACGAGUCUCUGCAGACAAACUAGAUUUUAUGGGAAUCACGAUCUUUGAUAACGAUGCAUCACUAAUUUAAAAAAUAAUGAAAAGUUGGUUCAGGUCUGUUUCUUGAGUAAAAUGCAAUGUAUACUUUGCAGAUUUUUACCGUCGUGUAUAUUUACUGUAUCUAUUUAUUAAAAUAUUAUUUUUAUUUCAAACCUUA